Molecule: messenger RNA, 1470 nt
Organism: Brienomyrus brachyistius
Lineage: Eukaryota; Metazoa; Chordata; Actinopteri; Osteoglossiformes; Mormyridae
Product: membrane-spanning 4-domains subfamily A member 15
Exons: 7
Coding region: 151-714 (187 amino acids)
Cellular component (GO): membrane
Source: RefSeq, a predicted model, not a curated record
UCGUCAGUGAAGCGCCGCAGCGCAGUCUAUAGGGGAGGGUCUGUGUGGUUUGUCCCCUUGGUCUGGUCUUUUUGUCAUCGCGACUUAUCAGUCACCAAACCACAGCGCAGUAUAAUCCUGUGCAGCUGAAGUCACCAGACAGUUACUGUAAUGGACACAUUUACAUGCGACGACUGUAUUGUCAUCACGAUACCGCUGGUCAAGGGUGACCGCGGGCAGUCAGAGACCUUGACGCCGGAAAAGUUUCACUGUGUGUUUAAAGAUUCAUACAAGGCCUUUCGUAAAGGACAGCCCAAAGCGCUAGGGACUACACAGAUUAUCACAGGGCUGCUUAUUAUUACUCUUGGCUUGGUGCAGAUAGACGAAGUACCAGGUAUCCUGAUAUAUACGAUGCCCAGCGUUAUGUUUUUAGCUUCCGGCAUAAUAUCUUUUGCCGCUGGACACUCGCCGAACAUGUGCGUGACCAAAACUUCCUUCACCCUGAACAUCAUCAGCUUAUUCUGGGCUCUGACUGCUCUGGGUUUGUGCAUAACUUUUGUGAGCUUGCAUCAUCCACCAUGGUAUUCUGGUACUACGAGAGGGAUCAAUGUGAUUAUUGCAAUUCAGCUUUCACUGGAGAUGCUUGUGGCGACAGUUUUAAUUUACUUUGAGAGUAAAGCAGUAUGCAGGACCCAAUUCAACACCCUGCCUUUGAUCAACUUAAAGUACGUCUGAAUCCAACAGUGACUGGAUUCUUGUCCAUUGGAAAGUUUUGUCCGUGAGACAGUGGUCGUCCUCUGAAGUUUAUCGUCUGUUUCUUCUUCUGAUGGCUUCUACAAGGCGGAGUUAAGACCUUCAGUCAGGAAUAGACAAGUGUUCUGAAAAUUAGAGAUUGUUGGCUUUUCAUACGGAAGGGUUUUAACUCUCACACCUGAAAAACAAAUAUUUGCCAUAUGAAUUUUUUACUGCAAUGUCACAACAAGAACAACAGGCAUGUAAAACCUGCAGAAGUUCCCAUUUCAGGAAAAUUUAGUUUCUAAAAAACAUUUCAAUGUAUAUAAAUAAAUAUUUGCAGGCCAAAUAAGUAUGUUCUUGCAGGGAAAACUCAAAAUAUUUACAUAUAUUUUCAUCUUUAAUUUUGUAUCCUGUGUGAGACACAUUGUCCUGUAUUGACGAUGUGCUCUAUGAUGUCAGCAAUAUAUUUUUAAAAAUAAAAGUGGUGAUUAUUAUCAUUUCCUCUUCAAUUAAUGCUCUCUGGUCCUCAUUGUAUAUAUAUAUGAAAUAUUUUUUAUGUUUUUUUCUUUAGAUUGAAAAAAUGUUUGCUGCAAAAUGUUUGCAUGAUUGAUUUUAUUUUCACCAUGUGUUACAUUUUUAUUAUUCAUUGCGAAAAAUAACAGGAUUGUUUGAAACAAUUUUAUACAUUCGGGCACAAUGCAAUCAAUAAAUAUGUGAGCCAUUUGUAAAGCCGAAUAAAGCAAUCAGUCUAAGUUC